AUGACUGCCGGCAAAGUACCGCUCUAUCUCGUCUUUGGCGAUGGCUGGAUUGCAGGACAAAUCCGAGACAUCCUCAAGACUGGAGGCGAAUCAUAUGAAGUGACCAAGGUCCGAUUGGAAGAUCGCGAGGCCGUGCUUAGUGAGCUGAGAAGAGUGCAACCCACACAUGUCAUCAACGCCGCUGGAGUGAGAGGAACGCCCAACGUCGACUGGUGCGAAGACCACAAGGAAGAGACAAUCCGAGCCAACAUCAUCGGAGCUACCAAUGUGGUUGACUGCUGCUUUUUGCUCGGCAUUCAUGUCACACAUUUCUCGUCCGGGUGCAUUUAUGACUACGACGAUGCGCAUCCACCGGGUGGAAAGGGAUAUACCGAGGAGGAGGAGCCGAACUUCUUCCGGUCAUUCUACUCGAACACGAAAAUUAUCUCGGAAAAGGCAAUCAAACACUAUCCCAAUGUCCUCAUCUUACGAAUCCGCAAUCCGCUGUCUGGGGACCUGCACCCCAAGAAUACUGUGACCAAGCUCUUCGGCUUCAAGAAGCUGAUUGAUGUGCCGAAUUCCGGGACGAUCUGCCCCAACCUGCUCCCCGGGGCGAUCAUCCUCGCCAAGAACGGAGAGACAGGUCUUUACAACUUCGCUUACCUUGUCCAUCGCGUCACAGACCAACCCCGGGGCAUUUACACUCAGCGAAGCAAUGGAAUUGAUCAAGAAGCACCUCCGUCCAUCCCUGAGCUGGUCCACGUUCUCGCUGGAAGAGCAGGCCAAGAUUCUCAAGGCACCUCGGUGCAACCUCGAGAUGGAUUCCUCGAAGGCUGUGCAGAAGCUGCGAACAUAUGGGUAUAA
Molecule: messenger RNA, 843 nt
Organism: Penicillium alfredii
Lineage: Eukaryota; Fungi; Ascomycota; Eurotiomycetes; Eurotiales; Aspergillaceae
Exons: 6
Coding region: 1-843 (280 amino acids)
Biological process (GO): S-adenosylmethionine biosynthetic process
Cellular component (GO): methionine adenosyltransferase complex
Molecular function (GO): methionine adenosyltransferase regulator activity
Source: RefSeq, a predicted model, not a curated record